AUGAAAUCAUUAAUCGAAACGGAGAUUGUUACAGCCAUUGAUCAAGUCAAAAUUGAAUUUACCGAGACUACAGACUUUCUACGUCAGGGGCAAAAAGAACUCAAGACAAAUGUUGAAUCAGCAGAUUCAACAUUAGAACUAGAAAAAAUUAAUGCCGAUCUAACAAACAAAAUGAGUGUACUGCAUCGUCGUUUGGAAUCCAUGGAAAGAAUUUCCCGCAGUCACAACAUGGAGAUACAAGCAGUCCCCGAAAAACGGAAUGAGAAUAUUUUGACGCUUGUCAAAAUAUUUACUCUACAGUAA
Messenger RNA from Parnassius apollo (apollo), 303 nucleotides. NCBI's taxonomy places the organism in Eukaryota, Metazoa, Arthropoda, Insecta, Lepidoptera, Papilionidae. The record is from the annotation of a GenBank genome assembly.